This is a messenger RNA of Andrographis paniculata, 1356 nucleotides long. Its product is annotated as phenylacetaldehyde reductase-like. The transcript has 4 exons. Bases 79 to 1068 code for a protein of 329 amino acids. The record is from RefSeq and is a predicted model, not a curated record. Lineage: Eukaryota; Viridiplantae; Streptophyta; Magnoliopsida; Lamiales; Acanthaceae. Gene Ontology annotation, molecular function: oxidoreductase activity, acting on the CH-OH group of donors, NAD or NADP as acceptor.
UCGCCGAGCAGUUAGGAAAAUUCAAAAGAAAGAAAGGGAAAAGACGAACUGUGACAGCACUGUUGCGAUCGAUCGCCAAUGGCGGGAGGAGAAGGCAAGGUUGUAUGCGUGACUGGUGCGUCAGGCUUCAUAGCCUCAUGCCUCAUCGAAACUCUCCUUCGCAGAGGCUACACUGUCAAGGCUACCGUCAGGAACGUCGCCGAUCCAAACAAGGUGAACCAUCUCAAGGCGAUGGAAGGGGCUAAGGAACGGUUGAGAUUGUUUCAGGCGGAUUUGAUGGUGGACGCCUCCUUUGACGCUGCUGUGGACGGCUGCGAUGGCGUCUUCCACACCGCAUCGCCCGUCGUUUUCGACAAUAUAAAGGAUCCGCAGACGGAGCUCAUAGAGCCUGCAGUUAAUGGAACUCCUAACGUCCUUAGAUCCUGCCUCCGAUCCUCCUCGGUGAAACGAGUGGUCUUAACAUCUUCGCUCGCUGCUGUUGUUGUCAAUAGGAAAGGUUUGGACGGAAACGCCAUAGCUGAUGAAACUUGGCAAUCUGAGCCAGGAUUUUGCGAGGAAACUCAGGCAUGGUAUUGUUUGUCAAAGACACUGGCGGAAGAAGCCGCGUGGAACUUCGCAAAGAGCCAUGGAAUCGACUUAGUAGUGAUAAAUCCUGGCCUGGUUAUCGGUCGUUGCCUGCAGCCAAUUCUUAACGUCACAUUCGAGGAAUUUCUACAUAUUAUCACGCAAGGGACGAGCCCGAUCGCAGCUAUAGGAGUAGUUAUACUAGUGGAUGUAAAAGAUGUUGUCCAAGCACAUAUCCUCGCAUUCGAGAAUCCUUCGGCUAAUGGAAGAUACUGCUUAGCUUCAGCAUCGUUGUACAUAUCUGAAGUUCGUGAGAUUAUUCAGCAGCUCUACCCUACCUUCACCCUUCCCCCAUGCGUUGAGAACGAUCGGCUAAAUGGAAACGCACUGCAGAUAUCGAAAGAGAAGGUGAAAUCCUUGGGCGUUGAUUUCGUUCCUAUCGAACAGAGUAUUAAGGAGACUAUCGAAUUUCUCAAGGAAAGGAACAUGCUAGUAAUUCCAUGAAGGUACGUAAUUAUAACUAUAGAUCUACACAUCAUCCAUUAAGCAAGCUCUUAGAUCGAUGCGCAGUUCAACUAGAAGAAGAAAUAAACGAUUGAGAAUGGAGAGUAGUUGGCGUACCUCGAAAUUGAAGUAGUUUGAUAAUUUGCUUCUGUAUCGAUCCAUCUCCAGUUUCUCCUGUUGUCAGAUGUUAUCAUUUUCAUGAUCGUAUUAUUCAACUGUUGCCAUUGAUGUCGUCAGUUGGAUGUUCGCAGAGAUGAUUCUCACCACUUCUGCUGCUUCGAUUUGCUA